UCGAAACGCAGUACGGCUGGAACACGAAAACGCGCUCGAAGCGUUUGCGCGCGCAAAAGCUCGAUUGCGUGCUCAAAAGCGUCAGCUGGAAAGCGGCUUUUAUUAUUUGCAAAGAAUUUAAAAAAAAACAAGGAAAGUCUGGACUGCCCGAAUCCCAUUUACACUUAUCAUUCGGCGAACACCUAUUUUUUUUGAGCAUUUUGACUGACAAAUCUGGAAUCUCGGAAAACAGUCGUCCUGCUCUUGCUCGUUCCGUUUGGCUCGGAGAAACGUCUACUCUACUCUACCCUACGCGAGUUCGCCUUGUUUAUUCGGUUCGGUUCAUUCGGGUUAAAAUGAUCGAGUGUGCACCCACCUUAACAUUCUCACCGUGGCGCGAAAAAGGUGGGUUAGGUUUUUGUUUUUCGUAGAUAUUUAAAAAUUUUCCUCUUAUUCAUAAGCUCAAUUAAUUAUGGCAAAUCAAGAGCAAACCCUCAAAGCUUUCGCCGUGCAACUAUUCCAAAUCGAUGCAAUUAAAUUCGGCGAGUUUAAAACCAAAGUGGGGCUCAUGACACCCGUUUACUGCGACUUACGUGUAAUCGUAAGCUAUCCGGAUGUUAUGAAAACCUUGGCCAACCUUUUGGAACAACAAAUCAAAGACAUUACAAAUGUGGAUAUUAUUUGUGGGGUCCCCUAUACAGCCCUACCGAUUGCCACUGCUGUGUCUUUGAAUACAGGCCUGCCCAUGGUGAUGAGACGUAAAGAAGCUAAGGAUUAUGGUACCAGAAAACUAAUUGAAGGUGUUUUCAAAGAAGGAGAUAAAUGUUUGAUAGUUGAAGAUGUAGUUACUUCGGGUAGCAGCAUUUUGGAAACAGUCAAGGAUCUACAAAAUGAAGGUAUCAAGUGUUCAGAUGCCAUUGUGCUUUUGAAUCGAGAACAAGGGGGUGCGAAUAUUUUAAAAAAUAACGGCAUCAAUAUGCACGCCCUAUUAACUCUAUCUCAACUAAUCAGCUAUUUGAUUGAAGCUAAGUGCAUCGAUGUUGCUACUAAUGAGAAAGUUAAACAAUAUUUAGCUGAAAACCAAGUAAAAGAUGCUGUUUUGCCUGCAAUUAAUCGGUUGAAGUUAUCUUACCAGGAACGGGCUAAACUUACUAAAAAUGUUGUAGCUGAAAAACUAUUUCAAAUAAUGUCAACAAAACAAACUAAUCUUUGUUUGGCCGCAGAUGUAACUGUUGCUAGUGAUUUGCUUAAUUUGGCUGAACAAGUAGGGCCUUAUAUUUGUGCCUUAAAAACCCAUAUCGAUAUUAUUGAGGAUUUCAGUAGCAAUCUUUUAUCGCCUUUAAAGGAAAUCGCUCACAGGCACAAUUUCUUGUUGUUUGAAGAUCGAAAGUUUGCCGAUAUUGGUAAAACAGUGGAAUUACAAUUUAGCAAAGGCAUACACCUGAUUUCUUCGUGGGCCAGUUUGGUGACUGCGCAUUCUUUAUUGGGAAAAGGAGUUUUGGAUGGCAUCAAGGCAGCCUCGCUUGACUCGUGCGGAGUAUUUCUCUUGGCAGAAACCAGCGCCGCCGGUAGCCUUAUAACAGAAUCAUACACAAAAUCAACCGUAAAACUAGCCUCUGAUUAUCCGCAGCUAGUGGCAGGAAUUGUUUGCCAAAACAAUUUGUUCCUCGACAAUCCGGGCCUCAUUCAAUUGACACCUGGAGUGAAUAUUAACAAGACGUCUGAUAACAUGGGGCAGCAGUACAAUUCCCCGGAAUUUGUUGUUGGGAAAAAAGGGGCUGACAUUGCCGUGGUUGGAAGAGGCAUUACGGAGGCCAAGGAUCCUGUUGAAACUGCCAAGUUGUAUAGGAAUUUGUUGUGGGAGGCUUAUACUAUGCGACUUAAGUGAUAUUUGCAUGGAUUUAAUUUUUGUUACAUACAUUCCGUUAUUAAAUUAGUUUAUGUAUCAUUAAUUGAAUUGUUUUGUUUUAGUAUUAAUGAUUAAAAUUUCGUUUUACACAGUACUUGAUGGUAAACCAACACCAUUUGGCUACGAUUGUCAUUUGUGCCUUUUUGCAUACCAAAAAUUGUAAAGUGCCAUUCGGUUUUACCAGAAUAUUUGCACAGAGACAAAUACAAACAACAGAAAGUGCAAAAAAAUCCAAAUCACAUUUAUUUCUCAUUCAACCAUUAAGAAUUCAAAUAAAUCUUUACUUUCACCAACAAACUAUCAGUAUUAAUAAAAUCAUCCAACAUUUCAGAUUCUAUUUUAAAUAUCCUAUCUUCGUUUUUCACCCCAUACAAUAUUUUAGAUGAAAUUUUAUUUUGUGCAGAAUUUUGGCCCAGAAACACUAUUUUGUGCUUCUUUAAAAAAGAGUUACUAUCAGGCUUAAGAACUAUUCCGACAUAGUCGUUGUUAUAGUUUGGGUAGAAUUGCAUGUAGAGCGUAUGACCUAAAAUAAAUGAACUCUAGUUUAUAGUUGAAUAAUAAGAAAUAUUUACUUACCCAAGACAGACAUCGGUGGACUUGUAACAUAAAUAUCCCUUUUUCUCAGCAACUUUCUAAUAUCCAAAAUUUUCCAAUAAUAAUAAAAUAAGUCGCCUUCACUGCUCUCUAUUACAGUGUCAUUAAAAUUAACAAUCUCUUCAUUCAAAUCAAGAUUCUCAUUUAUUAAAUCAUAAUCAGUAUCUACUGGCAAUUCAGUUGUGGUAAUCUGUUUAGCAUCUGCAACACUUGAUUCUAAACUUUUGUACUGACUUUGAACCUCUCGCAGUCCCAAAACUCUUUUGAUUUGUUGCAAAUGGUCAUAAAGCUCAUCAAAACGCAAAUUUAAAUCUCCUAAAAUAUACUUGAGCAAUGAGUCUGGAUUUUCGAAACUUUCACUUACUUGUAGAACAAACUCCUUUUAGCUGACGUGUAAUAGUAGCCUUGGCAGUAGCUUCUAUUUCUUUGGUAAAUACUUUACACACUGCAUGUUGUGUCUCUAUUGGAGUGUUAUCUAAUAUUAUGUUGUUUUAAACUUGGAGCAAAAAAUAAUUAAGUACAUACCUGUUGCUGAUAAAGGUAAACUAAAAACACAUUCCACUAAAAAAAAUAGUCGGAAAAAAAUCAACGCCAUUCUUACUUAGAUUCUAAGAUGUUAAUGUUUUAAAAUUCCCAAAAAUAGUUUUACGACUUAUUAGAAGUUACAGCAAUCUGUAUGGUGUCCCCAUUAUAUUGUUUUAUAGGCAGUAAAAGUUAAAUGUAGACUACUGAAUAUUCAGGUUGUAUCAAGCAUGAUCUGGGUUAGCAGCCCAAUAAUGAAAACGUAUGUUAUUUGUUACUAUUUUAUAUGGAGGGUAUUUAAUCAAUAUGCCACAUUUCAAGAAAAACUGUUUCAUGUUAAAGACGUUAAUUAUCUGUCUAGUUGCCAUGCGCCCAAAAGCAUUUCUGAUAAUUUUGGCCAUUUGAUGCACAUAAGAAAAAAAGAUUAAUUAACUGCCUGGAAUUUCCUUAUUUAAAAACAAUUGUUCAAUAGAAAUAAUAUAAUAAAAUAUUCACGGUCAAGCGUGUCAGGUUACCAAAAGUGUCGACCUUAUACUAUUCCGAAACAUAAUAGGUUCAUGUCGUAACAAGGUUAGAGAAUUAAAUAUUUGGAAAUUAUGACAAAUUAUUAUUAAUAGUUAUUUAUACACCAAGUGAGUUAAAUGAAUGUUUAUUCAUGAGAAGAAAGUUUAACCCAACCUUCGAAUGAAUAAACAUUUUAACUCACGUGAUGUAUACAAAAUUUUAUCCCAUUUUGAUGGACAUUUGAAAAAUAAGGUACUUAAUAGGAAUCAAAAUUAUAAAAAGAAUUCAUUUAGCGAGCGCAAAUCUUAUGUUGAAACUGGUAGUUGCUAGGGUAUUACUAGUUGUUUGUUUGUAUUUGUAGCAGAUUUUUAUACUAGCAGAGUGACUUAAAGACCGAGAGUGAGUUAAAAAUAUUUUAAGUCACUCAGGUGAUAAACGUCUACUUACCUUUGUUAUUAUGCGUUCAAUAAUGUCAUUUUUAAACGUCAAAAUGGGAUAAAAUUAUUUUAUUCUAUCGCGAAUGGUAAACUAUCAUUUAAUCGACUCAAAACUCAAUGUUAAAGUAACACAUUGUUUGAAGUAGUGAAAUCGAACAAUUUUUACCCACUCAUUUGUCAAUUUUACCCACUCAUACGUCAAUUUUACCCACUUGUUCAAAUCUUUUAUAAUAAUUAUAGUGUUUUUGACAGAAAUCUGAUAUGUGACAUGAUUGACAACACCAGAAAUGUGUCAGUUUGUUAGGUACUUUGUCAAUUUGUCAUAAUCUAUGUAAAAUUUUAGCACAUUUUAGUUUAUGAUCUUAGUAAUUGUGAUAAAUAAAAUGUUGCUCAAGAAUAAAAUAGAAUAUUACACACGAAGGUAAAAAAGCUUUACCUGUUCGUGGAAUUAAUCCACUCGCUCCUUCGUCGCUCGUGAAUCAACAUUUUCCGCUCACAGGUAAAGCAUCUUUUUACCGUCCUGUAUAAUAAAUAACUGUUGACAUAGAUUAAUAUAAAUUGUGAUAUUUUUACCUAAUAAAAUCAGUAUUCAACUAUCAUCGUUGUCUUACUCAAACUACUACGGUUAAGCCAUUUUCCAUGAAAUCUAUAGUGAUGCUGCUAUAGAGUAGCAGCGAACAAAGAAGUUAGGGGAGUCCCCUACGUCUUUUCAUAUCAUUCCAUAAAACUAGGUGUUGUGUUGUGUGUCUUCUGAAACUUUAGUUUGGUUCAGCAGCCAGGAAAAAUAAAACCCUUUUCCAAAAUUUCCUGAAUAAUUUCAUUUAUUAAAAUCACCCAAUAUAUUCUGAAUAAAAAGUUUCAAUAAUUGAAACAAUUUGAAUUAUUUAAACUUACUUCACAAGUAAAACCUGAGAUCCUAAUUUUGUCUACUCCCAUUUAUCUCACAAUUUACAUUUAUUUCCUUUCCUAGAUAUAUUAAUGUAGGGUUGUACUAAGGGAUGCAUUUCAUGGGAACUCUUGAACACCGUUAUAUCAUUAAUAACACUUGGCAGUGUUGCAGUAACAGCCAAUUCUGAAUCUACACCGUUAUGUUUGUCUGCCUCUUUUUCUAAGUCGAUGCCAGCACCUCCUUCUGCCACAGAAAUUAUAUGAACUGAUAGUUUCUUACGUCUUUUUGCC
This is a messenger RNA of Ceutorhynchus assimilis (cabbage seed weevil), 5124 nucleotides long. Lineage: Eukaryota; Metazoa; Arthropoda; Insecta; Coleoptera; Curculionidae. The record is from the annotation of a GenBank genome assembly.